CAGCAGCAGCAACAGCAGCAGCAGCAGCAGCAGCAGCAGCAGCAGCAGCAGCAGCAACAACAACAGCAGCAGCAGCAGCUGCUGCAGCAGCAGACUCCAAGGCAGAACCCACCAUGAAGUAACAACAAUCUACCCACGAGCUGGAGAAGUUGACCGUGAAGGAGAACGCAGACCACGGGUGUCCAGGCCAUGUGGGCGGGGUCACGGGUGGCUGCGUGGGCGGCGGUGUGGGUGAGCAUGGGUGUGCGGGCGUGCCUGGGGGCGUGCACCAUGGCUGAGUUCCCCUGCAGAAACAAGCAGUGUGUUAGCCUCGACCUCUACUGUGACGGCCACCCAGACUGUGAAGACGCCAGUGACGAGCCCAACGCUUGCUCUCCGUGUAACAGGACGUACUACGGGCGAGUGGGCACAUACACACUGCAGGUGUCCAAACCGACCAGGGGGACACUGCCUCAUUUCUGCCAGCUCACCUUCAUCGCCUCCGGGGACAUGUACGGAGACCUGGUGCAGCUCAGCAUCGACAAAUUCAACCUAGGCAGAUUCGUGUCGCACACGGUGGCUGGCUGCCCAGAUGGUUACAUGCAGAUAGAGGAGCUGAGUCGUCCACUGAACGCUGGAUACUGGUGCGGCGCCUCUUGGGGCCACAACGUCUACUAUUCAGAGACUUCCGCCGUCACGGUCAUGCUAAGAGUUUUCAACCGCCUGGAAGAAGAUCCGCAGGCUAAUCCGGCGGCCUUCUCACCGCAGGAAUCCAUCAUGUUGCGGAUCUCUUAUCGUUUCUUUCGGAAGGAGCGCGCAGUGCUAAGGUACGGUGCCCCUUACAAUCCUAGCUACCGUGGGGAGGACAUCCCAAACUCCUUCUGCGACAAGAACUUUGAAAAUUGCGACAAGAAAAAUUGCAAGAUACAGUCGCCUAACUACCCAGGGCUGUACCCACGCAAUCUGACGUGCCAUUACCACGUGCGGCAAACACGCGUGCCAGAUGGCAAACUGCCCCUAAUUCGCAUUUACCAGCGUAACCCACAUCUUAUAUAUAUCAAAGACCGUAACGCGCCGCAUCUCUCACGAGAGCGCCAGAUGCGGGUUGGCUCUGCGUGCCAUGUGCUACACGACUAUCUAGUGGCCUUCGACGGUAGUUCAACGAGAGCGGCCGUGCUCGCCACACUGUGUAAGGGCGGGGCGCCUCUGUCAGGCAUCACCUCCAGCGGGCCCGACCUCUUCUUAGUCUUCCAUGCUUCGCCCUUCGAUUUUCCUUUCCAGGACUCGCCGCGUCGGCGUACUUUCGGCUUCGAACUGGAUGUUGAGGUCGAGUUUGUGGACCGGGAAUCGACGGCCUACGUGCGUCGCGGUGGCACCUGUGAUUACAUGGUGAGCAGCCGUGGGCAGAGGAGUGGCUACCUUCAGGCGCCAGCUCACUCUCUCUUGCCUAAUACCACCUGCACCUGGCGGCUGCUGGCUGCGUCCUCGGAGGUGGUGUGGCUAUAUUUCGUCCAUUACCGCCACGUAGUACAUGCAGAGAUGCCUCCCCCAGCCCAUUGUUCCAACACACUUACCAUCCUUGACGGAGACCCAACAGGUUCCCAUAUUCCAGAACAUAUCUAUGGUUUCGAUUUAUUUCAGCAGAGUAAUAAUCUGUCGGGGCAGGUGGACAAUACUAGUACCCCGACGCGCCUUGGUAAGUUCUGCCGCCCAGAGCGUCUGCCACGAGUAUGUAGCGGCGUUCACGCUCCAGGGCCUCAUGCUGCUCCUUGCUCUCCGGCUGAGAGUUAUGUGUCCAAGUCAUCGGCAUUAACACUGUCUCUGCGAUAUGCUGCCGGCACUGCACCAGCUCACGUGGAGUUCUUAGCUCGCUAUGAGUUUGUAGACAAGCGUCAGUGGGGCUCAGCUACGCCUGACGGCGGUGUGUGUGACCGUACUUUCACACUCAGACCUGACGGACUCUUUGCCUCACCGCGAGAUGUCUUCUUAUUUGGACGCGGAGGGUCACGACGGCUGAAAUGUGUAUACACAUUUUUGGCAGAGCCAUACCAGCGUAUUGCACUGCGCAUCAUUCGUUCUCGCAUGGGACCUCUGUGCACCACUGUGUUUCGCCAGUCGUCGCUACGUUACGAGUGUUCUCACGGCGGAGCUGCUCGCGAACCAGCCAUCUGGGUAACAGAAGAGCCAUGGGAGGGCGUUCCACUCACCCGCGCUUGUCUCUGUAAUACAUACCACACUCGCCCCUUUUCCCUAGUCUCCUAUACCAAUAAGAUAAAGCUUGUGCUUAGUGUACCGUACAUGACAGCUGCUCACGACUACACAGAUUUCUUCUUUGAAGGUGAGUACACCAUUUUCGAUGUCGGUGUAGAGUGCGACGAGAGAACGAGGAAACUUUCUGGUCGUCAUGGCAAUUUUACGGUAGGGUCUGGUCGAGGUAAUUAUUGUUCCAGCCUACCGCGCCUCGUCACUGCCAACGACGGCUCUUUCCUCUUCCUUCGGGUUCAGGGACAUCGAGCUACGGAAACAAGCUGUAGUGUGUCAUCACGUAUUAAUGUGUACGCGGCGGAGAGUGUGGCUCCUCUAGCCUCAAUAUGCCCCGAGCCACCUCAUGCCUCAACACACGUGUUCAGCAGUGGUUGGCGGAGUUUUGAUAUGCCUCUGAUAGAACAUCAUAACAGGAACUCUAGGCAUAAUGAUAGUGUAAAAACCACUCACCACCACCACCCGCAGCAGCACGGUCGACACCCAGGAGAGAGACAGAGGGAGACGCGAGACCUUCUGGUUGAAUAUGUAGGUAACUACACUGGCGCAUUCUUAGUGACUUACGUGGGAGUGUGGCGGCCGCUGGAAACGGCGCCCCUAUCUCCUGCCGGCGCUGACAUGUGUCCUCACCGCUGCCCAGAAAUUCAAGCGUGUCUUCCUGUAGAGCUCUGGUGUGAUGGCGACAGUCACUGUCCAUCAGGCAUGGACGAAGGAGCAGCAGCUUGCGGCUUCCUUGCCGCCUUGCCUUGGGUAUAUUUAGUUGCAGGAGUUAUUCUCCUAAUGUCUCUCAUGGCAUUGUUAGUUGCUGUAGUAAUUCACCGGCGGCGGACGCUGGCGGUAAAAGCAGUGGCAACAGCGGUAGUGGAGAAUAACAGUCAUGGUAUCAAGAGCGCCACGCACGAUCUUUUGCUGCCCCCGGAAAAAGAAUCUUGGUGACAACGCGCCCCGUCUGGCGAUGUCGUCUGUGUAGACUACGAAACAACUGUGUAGGUGCCUCUGUUCAGGUGGCACGCUCUACAGAGUGCCUAUCUCCAGGUGACAUCCUCUAGAGUGUUGGUACCUCUUUUUUAGGUGACACCCUCCAUAUCAGGCACGUGUUAAAUCUAAACAUAACAAGCAACAGGCAUAAAGCGUUCAAUUGAACAGCCUUGACCAGGUUGAGGCAGAAAGAGACAGAGGACUUGUCCAAGGAUAGUCCUGAACCUCAAGGACGCAGUCACUGGAGGCCGUGUGUGUGUGUGUGUGUGUGUGUGUGUGUGUGUGUGUGUGUGUGUGUGUGUGUGUGUAUGUGUGUGUGUAUGUGUGUGUGUAUGUAUAAGGUCUGCCGCUGUGUGUGGCAGACUCUUCACUGUAAAGUGGUAUGCGUAUGUGGUACGCGUAUGUGGAGUAAGGUCUGCCAUAGCGUGAGGCCGAUUCUUCAGUGUAAACUUAUCAGGAAACUUGCGCUGUGCAUCAUAUUGGUGUAAUGAAGUGCGAUACCCAUGGAAAGACGUUUACUUGUGUGAUGCUGCGUUACUGGUCGACGAACGGUACAAUAUAUGACCUGUGUGUUGGUGAUGGAAUGCGGUCAGUGAUGGUGUACUCUCUAUACGAACCAUGGGACUCAAAUAU
Molecule: messenger RNA, 3852 nt
Organism: Cherax quadricarinatus
Lineage: Eukaryota; Metazoa; Arthropoda; Malacostraca; Decapoda; Parastacidae
Cellular component (GO): plasma membrane
Molecular function (GO): protein binding
Source: RefSeq, a predicted model, not a curated record